ACGUACCAGCAUUUGUGCUGCCACCUGGUCGCUUUCCUUUACUCAUUUUUUUUUUGUUCAGUUUUUGAGAGGCAUAAGCGACGCAAGCGGAAGUUAAGGUGUGUUCUUCACUUGACAGGUGCUCAAAAAAAGCGAAUUUUCCUACACAUAUCUGGGCAAGGUGGUGUCCGUGUGCCCUUAGAGUCUGUGCCUCCGUCAGCGAUGUCCACAGGAGAGGAUCAGAAUGUGGAAUGCCCGUUGUGCAUGGAACCGCUAGAAAUGGACGACAUCAACUUCUUCCCAUGCACUUGCCUAUACCAGAUUUGUCGAUUUUGUUGGCACCGUAUCAGGACUGACGAAAAUGGGCUCUGUCCUGCCUGCAGAAAACAGUAUCCCGAGGACCCGGCCGACUUCAAACCGCUCUCAGUAGAGGAGCUGCACAGGAUAAAGAACGAGAAGCGCCAGAGGGACCUGCAGAAGAAACAGAAGCUCUCUGAAAAUCGUAAACAUUUGGCCAACGUUCGCGUUGUACAGAAAAAUCUGGUGUUCGUUGUAGGCUUGCCACCGCGACUAGCGGAAGCGGAAACGCUCAAGAAACAGGACUGUUUUGGUAAAUAUGGCAAAACUCACAAAGUGGUCGUCAAUCAGAGCACCUCGUACGCGGGGCUGCAAGGCCCUUCAGCGAGCGCCUACGUCACCUACUACAAGGCGGAGGAUGCGCUGCGAGCCAUCCAGGCUGUCAACAACGUGAAAGUGGAUGGAAGGACUCUAAAAGCUUCCCUCGGUACCACAAAAUACUGCAAUUAUUUUCUGCGUGGUCAGCAGUGUCCAAAGACGGACUGCAUGUAUUUGCAUGAGUUGGGCGACCAGGCAGCGAGUUUCACAAAAGAGGAGAUGCAACACGGCAAACAUCAGGAGUACGAGCGUAAGCUGCAUGAACAGAUGUUAGCAGCCAACAAUAACGUGGCUGCGUGUGCCCCUCCGCCCGCGGUGGCUCCGGCCGCUGCGCCUGCCGCGACUACUGUCCCGAAGAAGGCCAACAAGCCGCGCAAGCCAGGGCUGGCACCGCGGCACGCUAGGCAAAGCGAACAGAAGGCAGCCGCGGCUGCUGCCGCUGCGGCAGCUGCGGCGAACAACACUACGAGCGGUGGCACGCCACCGGUGCCCAAGGAAAACAGAAGCACGCCGCCCGAGGAUCCGUCGCCAACGUUCACAGCGUCCCUAUCGCCCCCGUCGCCCGAGACGUCGAGGGCUGGUGGAGACGACGCGAUUGCCCACGAAGACGACUUAGGCUUCGACCCGUGGGACGAAUGCUCCAAGGGUCUGGCGGACUUGCUCGAAAAGGAAGCAGUCUCGGCGACCACUUCGACGACAACGGCCGCACCACGGUUGGCAAGCAGCAAUUCCCUCGGCGCUCAUCCUCCGCCUGCUCUGUCAACUCCGCUAUCUACACAGCUGUCUACAUCGCUGUCGACUCCGCUUUCGACGCCACUGUCGGCGCCAUUGGCCACAAGUUUGUCAGCACCGCUACAGGCCCCCUUGUUGUCCAUGCACCAUCAACAGCGGACACCUUUUCUGCAGCCAUCGCGCCCAGCGCCGCCUUUUGAACCUUUGCUACGCAGGCCUCCACCACCGCCGCCGCCAGGUUUUAGUCCAUUCCUAGUGGGACAGCAAACACAGAAACUGAUGCCCCUGCCAACGCACCAGGGGCCAGCCAUGCCUGGUGCCGGGAACGGGCUGGCAGAACUGUGCGCGCUGCGUGAGUCCCAAGAAGCACUUCGCUCGCUUUUGCCCACAGUGAACAUAACCUUUGGGCCACCCCUUGGGGUUGGCCCCCAGGGUGGUGCCGGUUCACACCAUGCACCACACCUGAGGGGACCUCCAUCUUCACAGUUCGGAAACAGCUGUCCCCCACCUUGGGGGAACAGUGCAGUCCCAGACAUGCCCUGGAUUUCUCAGGACCCUGCCAUCCUGACUGGGGGAAGCCUAACAGAUGCCGCCAACAUGGCCGCGCGUUUCUAGGCUUCUCUCUCUACCCGCUGCGCUCUGACCCCAGUCCCCGCCUACCCUCUCAAUUUUUAUUUUCUCUUUACAUCGACCACUGUGUGGAUCGUGAUGAUUUCCACAGAACCAAAAUUUGACCCGGUUAUGUCUUUUUCUGAAAAGACUCCCUAAGGUGCUGCUGUGAAAGCUUCUCUUUUUUUUUUCUUUUCAUUCUCUCUCUGCUUUCUAAAUUUAAGAAAGAAGAAAAAAGAUCCCACAAAGCGAUGGAAUAAACAGUACGCAGUGAAAUUCAAGGCAUUUUGUUGUAGUUCUCACAAGUGUGCCACCUGGAUGGUCACUUGUCUACAGCAAUCUUCUUAGUCUUCAGUAUUAAUUGGCAAAACAGGAGUGCAGAUUAAUCAGCAGCUGUUGCUUGUCACUCUGCUGCAUUAUUUAAUAGCCAUUCAUUCUGCUUUCUGCGGCAAGAAAGGGUAGAUGUGCGUAAUGUUAAGGUCACUUGGGGCUAUAAAACGGUGUCACAUAGGGCUAAAGGUUAGGUUAAAGGGGUCCAGAUAUAACUAAAUUAAGCUGACAAAUUAUCUUGCACCUUGUGAGGAUUGUUAUUGGGUAUUGAAACUCGUGCAAAGUGCAGUAAUCAUUGUGGUUCUGAAGAUAUGGCAUGUACCGGUGGAAGCGGACCUCGGUGAAAGUGGCAGAAGCUGCUAUUUUGUUUGUUAAUUUUUGCCUCCAGAGUCUAUGGCAUAGGGUUCUUAAGAUAUUUCUUUCUCUGUCUCUCUCUUUCUGUCUUUAUCUCAUUAACACACUAUAGCUUAGAGCCACAAAUGCACUGUGUUUGUGCCCUCAAGCUCGUAUACUUGAUUUUUUGUGCAGUGUGUGAUGACGUGAAGCUUUCUAUACAAGCAUCUUACCCUUGUUGCAUUUUGUUUUAAGUUUGUUAUAGUGCAAAUAUUUUUUGAGCAAAGCAUUUUUUUUUUUUUUUUUAGUGCUCGUGGCUAUUGUUAUUUUUUGAGCAAGACAACAGUUGAUAUUUUUGUUAUUCAGUUUCACAGUAUUGAUGUCAGUGCUGUGACUAAAUGGAUUUUAUGCAUAAAAGGAACUUCUGUCUUAGUGAUUGUCAAGUUCUCCUAUUUCACAUGGCUCAUUUUCACAGUGCCUUUUCUAAAGGUAGAACAAUGUGAGCAGACAACACAAUAGUUGAGCUUGUAUGUGAGAUUAAACUCCGUUGAUUCUUGAUAAGUCACAGCCCCUUUUUUCUUUUGAAAACCUCAUGAGCCUUGUCAAGUAUGUGACUUUACAGCACUGUCUUGCUCUCCCUAUGGUUUGUGAUGCAAAAAUUGAUGAGCUUAAACUAACAAUGUCCUCCACAGGGUUGCCAACUUGCUCAUGCCGAAAGUCUGGACAAGAGUUGAAUUGGGGGGGGGGGGGGGGGGGGGGCUGCAUGGAGGGAGCUAUGCACUGGUGGAAUCCAUAUGUUCUUUCGUUGAUCUGUGUUAUUAUUUUAUCUGUAUGCUACCUGCAAUACAUUGUCAUCCUUCCAUAGUAAGUCGUUAAAAUUCUUAAGGGACACUAAAGGGAAAGAUGAGUUGACCUGUAAUAGUGAAUUAUGCUUCCACAAUUCCAAAAAGCAUUCGUUGCCAUCAGAGGAGGGUUGGUAAGCCAUAAAAGAGGCAAAAAUGAAAAGAUGGGUGGUGAUGCGGCUCUGAAGUUCCCGCACCAGCUCACCGUGACAUGGUGGAGAUAGGUGGUCUGCUUUAGCUUAGACUAAGAAUGACUACCUUCCAUUAUCAAGGAACCAAAGGGCAGACUUUGCAAGUUUCGAGAACUCUUAAUGUACUGCAACAAGCAAGUAUGAAAAAAUGCUUAAAAUUCAUGUCACUCUGACAUAUCUGUGCAAACAAGAAAACUAACGUUUGCCCUUAAUUUUCUAUUCUAGUAAUCAACCUCUCAGUGUGAAGUUAAUCAUGUAUAGAUUUGAAAGUACACUUUGCCAGUCUAAACUGAUCUACCAUUUUUCUCAAGUGUUCCUGUUCUUCUUUACAUUAAGCUCGGCCAUAAUGUGUUGCAUGUGCAUUUUCAUGACCUUAUCAACAUUUCAUUAUAUGGAAUACUCUCUCUGCACAAAUUCAUCAAAAUUGUGUGAUACAGUUUGGGUAGUUGGAUGUUUUUCAAAGUACAUGUAGCUCACCCAUCCUGUGGAUGACUACAGCCCCCGAGUUUUGUCAUGCAGGCCUCACUCUGGGACAAAUGACCUAAAGGAUAAAGUUGAGACUGACUUUUUGAAGAAAUCUGAGACAGUCCAGCACAAUCCAGUGCAGUUGGCAACCCUAGAUGUGCUUACUGUUGAUUAUAGCCAGGAGUUCAUCAGGUUUAGCUCUGAACAAUGCUUUAUGUCGUUAUAAGAAUGUGGUCAGCUUGUUUGGGCACGUGGCAAUUUUAACACCCUUUCACUGCAUAAGCUGCAUGACCUCUGUUGCAUGUGUUUGUGUAUGUGUUGCGUGCAAGAUGGCAAUCUGAAAGCAGCAAAUGCUAGCGAGUAACAGGGAAAAUACAAAGUUGUGCAUUUGUGGCUUACCUGGAGUGUGUUAAGUUGCAGUGAUCGCUCGAUUGCUGUGAUCACCGAUUCGCUGUCACAGGCAUUAGUAGACAACAAGGCUAGCCAUUUAGUACAUCUGGUGCAAGUAGUGUUUUUGUGACCACCGGAAGGAAAUUGCAUGCAGGGAGUUAUGAGGGACUCUUAUGAAGUGCAUCCUAAACAAACCUGCCUCUCUCAUGGCCACUCUUGCGUUGUAGCUGAAGGACAAAAUGACCAGUGUCUAAAGGACAAAA
Molecule: messenger RNA, 4809 nt
Organism: Dermacentor silvarum
Lineage: Eukaryota; Metazoa; Arthropoda; Arachnida; Ixodida; Ixodidae
Gene: Cnot4
Product: CCR4-NOT transcription complex subunit 4
Exons: 1
Coding region: 202-2001 (599 amino acids)
Biological process (GO): protein ubiquitination
Cellular component (GO): CCR4-NOT complex
Molecular function (GO): RNA binding; ubiquitin-protein transferase activity; metal ion binding
Source: RefSeq, a predicted model, not a curated record